GAGGCAGUGAGAGACUGAGGGCCUGAAGCACAUGCCGGAGACUCAGCUACUCAGGAAUCCUGAAGAUGCUUGGAGAGAGAGAGCCCGGGAGCACCUGGACUGCACCUCUGCUUGCCCUCACCCUGCUGCGCUGCCCCCAGCCCUGGGGGUGAGUCCGGAAGUGGCCACAACCCAGCUCGCGCUGAGCCUGUGUCAACCUGUGUACACUGGGCCGGGACAGCCGGGCGGCACCGAGCUCCUCGGCGCCUCUUGUUGUCCCCCAAUAAACUGCCAGAGCUGAACCUUCCUUCUCAGUCCUGGACCUGCACUCACCUCCUGAAGGGAAGCUGACUGCACCGGCCUUGGAUCCCCCCAGAGUCCCCCCCGUCAAGCCUGGAAGCUCAGCCCCUCUGAUCUGAGCCAUCACAGCUACUGAGUGGUGACAGCUCAGCCUGAGCUCUGUGUGCGCAGCAGAGAUCGGAGAUCGGAGAUCGGUGCUGCUGGAGCUGGGCGUGGCUGUGCAGACCAGGCUGCCUUCCGACCCCACUGACUUUCCUAGCCUGUUUUGGCUCUCUGGGCUUUGCAACCCAAUGGUCCCGGUGCACUGGGCUCUCUUUUGUGCGCUGGAACUGGCCUAGGUGAAGCCCCAGGGCCGGAAACACCGUUGGGGCUCCUUAUUUGACUCUUUCCCACCAUGGAGCACGCUGGGCCUGAGCACCCGGACCCUGAUGAGGCCGGGAGGGCAGAAGCGGUCACCUGGGAAAACCACGAGGUCCCCGAGGGAUCCGAGGAGCAGCCUCAGGACGGGGACGCCAGAGAUGCACAUGGGGAGAGAGAGCAGGGAGACCCAACUCCGCUCCCUGCCCAGGGCCGGGAGAACCUUGAGUGUCCCGCACCUGAAGUCCACGCGCGCCCACCUGAGCGGCCGCGAGGAGCUCGGCAGCCAGAGCCGGACUUCUACUGCGUGAAGUGGAUCCCCUGGAAGGGGGCGCGGACGCCCAUCAUCACGCAGAGCGCCAACGGCCCAUGCCCUCUCCUCGCCAUCAUGAACACCCUCUUCCUGCAGUGGAAGGUGAAGCUGCCCCCGCAGACGGAAGUGAUCACAUCUGAGGAGCUCAUGGCCCACCUGGGAGACUGCCUGCUGUCUAUCAAACCCCAGGAGAAGUCAGAGGGACUUCAGCUCAAUUUCCAGCAGAAUGUGGAUGACGCCAUGACGGUGCUGCCCAAGCUGGCCACGGGGCUGGACGUGAACGUGCGCUUCACCGGCGUCUCUGACUUCGAGUACACUCCGGAGUGCAGCGUCUUUGACCUCCUGGGGAUCCCUCUGUACCAUGGCUGGCUUGUGGAUCCGCAGAGUCCCGAGGCUGUGAGUGCAGUUGGGAAACUGAGUUAUAACCAGCUGGUGGAGAAGAUCAUCACCUGCAAACUCUCCAGUGACCCCAACCUCGUGACAGAAGGCCUGAUCGCAGAGCAGUUCCUGGAGAACACCGCGGCCCAGCUGACCUACCAUGGCCUGUGUGAGCUCACUGCAGCCGCCAGGGAGGGGGAACUGAGCGUCUUCUUCCGGAACAACCACUUCAGCACUAUGACCAAGCACGAGAGUCACUUGUACCUGCUGGUCACAGACCAGGGUUUCCUGCAGGAGGAGCAGGUGGUAUGGGAGAGCCUGCACAACGUGGACGGAGACAGCUGCUUCUGCGACUCUGACUUCCGCCUCAGCCAUUCCCUGGGCAAGGCGCCUGGAGCAGAAGGCGGGAAGGAUGCCCCGGAGAAGCAGCUGCAGGUCGACCAGGACUACCUGAUUGCCUUGUCCCUACAGCAGCAGCAGCCACAAGGCACGCUGGGCCUUACUGACCUGGAGCUGGCCCAGCGACUUCAGCAGGAGGAGUAUCAGCAGCAGCAAGGGAUGCAGCCCGUGCAGGCUCGGGCCCCACUGCCCCAGGUGUUGGAUGACCAGUCGUUAAAUCCCAUGCAGGAGAGAGGGGCCACGUCUGGACGGCCAGCUGGGGACCGGCGGCAGAGGCCGAAGCACCAGUCCGACUGCAUUCUGCUGUAGCUCUGGCCCUUGGUUCCGAGGCUCUGGCUGCUCCCCACCUCGGUCCCUGAGAGACAGAGACGCGGGGCGACUUAUUCAUGAACUGUGGGGGUCAGGGCUGGCAAGGACAGAUUCAGCAACCUCCUUGCCCUCACGCGCUGCUGCCUUCUCUUCCUCCCACCCAAGCAUGGGUGGGCUGAAGAUUUCUAGUUUCCAGUUCCCUUUGCCGGAAUAGUCUUGAACAGACUCAGGCUCUGGGGUGAGAUCCGGGUCUGGAAUGCUGAUCUGUCCUACUUCUACUUCUGUCUCUGGCUGCCUGGGGGCUCCUGGCUACUCAGCAGGCCUCUUUCCAUUUGUGACAGCGUUUGAUUUGGGUUUCUAUCUCUGUUAUUUGUAAUACCUGCCUAGGGUUUGGAGAUAAAACUUUUUUCCUGAGAUCUGUUGUUUGCUUUACCCUGUAGCGAUGGGGUUAGGUAUUUGACCCUUUGGAGGAAUGCAGAAAGCAGGAGAAAAGGGGAGAGGCAGGAGGUUGCCUGUCAUUUCUAAUCAAGCCGGCAGGGAGAACCUUCUUUCUAUUUUAUGUUUCUGUUUUGUUUUGUUUUGUUUUUGUUUUUGAGAGGGUCUCACUAUGUA
Molecule: messenger RNA, 2647 nt
Organism: Fukomys damarensis (Damara mole-rat)
Lineage: Eukaryota; Metazoa; Chordata; Mammalia; Rodentia; Bathyergidae
Gene: Mindy1
Product: MINDY lysine 48 deubiquitinase 1
Biological process (GO): protein K48-linked deubiquitination
Cellular component (GO): cell periphery; cytosol
Molecular function (GO): cysteine-type deubiquitinase activity; cysteine-type carboxypeptidase activity; K48-linked deubiquitinase activity
Source: RefSeq, a predicted model, not a curated record